Molecule: messenger RNA, 1038 nt
Organism: Fonsecaea multimorphosa CBS 102226
Lineage: Eukaryota; Fungi; Ascomycota; Eurotiomycetes; Chaetothyriales; Herpotrichiellaceae
Exons: 5
Coding region: 1-1038 (345 amino acids)
Source: RefSeq, a predicted model, not a curated record
AUGGCACCCUCCGCUGUCGAAAUCCCUCUUCCCAUUCCCAAGGCUUUCUCAACCCCGACAAGCACAUCCCAGCCGACCCAGAAUGAAGACCUGAAAUCCCCUUCUUCACCACUGCCUGAGGUCAAGACUUUCCACGCAUCCACCUGCAAAGUGGAUGAACUGGUGUCUGCCCUUCGAGUGGCUGGCGGCGUCGUUCUUCGUGGCCUGUUGAACGAGGAGGAAUUGGCAAGUCUCGAGAAGGACACACGACCUUGGUUGGACAAGGAUACCGAAUGGGGUGAUGGAGACUUCUUCCCCAAGGAAACCCGCCGAGCUUUUGGCAUGGUGAGCAAGUCAAGAACUUUUGCCGAACGCAUCGUUGCCAACCCGCUCUGGCUUGGUGUGACAGAUGCGUUGUUGACCAGCACUUUGAAAUGGAACUGGAUUGGCGACAAGAAUGAGCCCUCUGUUUCUCGCCCUCAGUUGAACAAUACCAUUGUCUUUAGCAUUGGUCCCGGGGCUCGUGACCAAGCGCUACACCGUGACGAUGCAAUCCAUCAUGUCUACCAUCCAGCAGCUGCAACUCACGAGAUCGGCCGCGAUGCAGGCAUCGGCUUCUUCGUUGCAGGGAAAAAGACCACCAAGCGCAACGGCGCUACGCGCUUCAUACCAGGUUCUCACCUCUGGGACUAUACGGCUGGACCACCAAGCGAGUCACAAACGUUCUAUGCGGAGCUUGAACCCGGCGACGGGUUCAUGGUACUGAGUGGAUGUUUCCACGGUGGCAGCGCGAACAAGACGGAUCAACCCAACGAAAACGGCGAGGUCGUGCCUGAAGAGCGCCUUGUGUACAGCACGUUCAUGACAAGGGGGUAUUUGAGGCAAGAAGAGAACCAAUAUCUUGUGAAUCCGGUAGAGAAGGUUCGUGAAUUGCCGGAAUCUCUCCAAGAGCUCGUUGGAUAUGGUCUUUCAAAGCCGUUCUUGGGUUGGGUGGAUCUCAAGGACCCGAUGUUGUGGUUGCAUCCUGAGAGGCCGAAGAAGUCAGGAGAUUUGUUUUAG